CCUUAUGAAUCAACAUGCAGUUGAUACUAAAACAUUUUGUAUUUUCAAUGAAAAAUUAAAUUGUUAACCCGUGUUUGAAGAAAAAAAUGAAUGCCGAAGAUAAGAACUUAUCUGUUGGAAAUAGAGGUUACAAAACACAAUUCUACUGAAGGCACCUCCUUGUGGUUAAUGCAAGGCAGAAGACUGCUGGAAGAUCAAUUAAAGUUAAACUUUCUAGGAUCUUCAAGCAAGCACCCAAUAAACCUUUACUCACAAGAUAUCUCCAAGACUAAAAUGAGCACUGAAGACAAGAGUUUAUCUGUCUCAAUGGAGACUUCUGAGAGUGAUCUUGAGCCUGGAAGCUCAACUAGAGAUGAGCAGAAGAUUGGUGAGAAACCAAGGAAAAUGAAGAUGCCAAAGGACCCUCAGGCCCCUAAGAAACCAAGGAAAAUGAAGAUGCCAAAGGACCCUCAGGCCCCUAAGAAACCUCUAAGUUCCUAUAUGCUCUGGAGUAUGGAUGAACGAACUAAGGUUAUUGCUGAAUUAGGAAAUAUCUCUGUAACUACGGUUGCUAGGGAGCUUGGGCAAAGGUGGAAAAACAUCAACCCUGAGAUCAAGACAAGGUAUGAACAGCUAGCCAAGGAGGAGAAGGAGAAGUUCGUAAACUCUAUGAAGGAUUAUAAUCCUACUCAGGAGUUCCUAAACAAGGUGGAGUUGGCCAAGAAGAAAACUGAGCUCAAGAAGAUCAAGGAUCUCAAGAAGAUCAACAAGAUCAAGAAGGUGAAGGAUCCCAGUGCUCCUAAGAGACCCAUGAGUGGAUAUUUCCUAUGGACCCAAGAUAACAGAGCAAACAUAAUAGCAGAACUGGGAAAUGUAUCUGUGCCUGUAUUAGCCAAGGAACUGGGGAAAAGAUGGGGAAUGUUGGAUGAGGAAACCAAGAAGGAUUAUGAAGCUAAAGGAAUAGUAGAGAAGGAGAAGUAUAUGAUGGCUAUGCAGAAUUAUAAUCAAACUCAACCCAAGGAACAAAUAUCUAAGAUGAUGGUUGGAUCUGUAAAGGAACCUGUGAGGGCUACGAUGUCGACGAAGACGUCUUCAUCAUUCACUACCCCGGCUUCUAUGUAGUUGUAGUCCUGAAGAUUUAUCUUGUAGUCAUUUAUUAGUAGUCAUAAGCAUCUGCUUUUUAGCUUAUUUUAAACAUGAAAAUAAUACAAAAAAAAUGUAUUAAUAUUAGGAAAUCUUCAGUUUUAAACAAAACAUGAUAAAUUUAAAGUGAGACUUCAUUUUUUGUUUAAAUAAAAUUAAAUUUUCUAAACUAAUGUAAAUCAUUUGUAACGAAAACUGUUUCGCAAAUAAAUAUGUUUUUCGAG
Eurytemora carolleeae is the source of this 1346-nucleotide messenger RNA. RefSeq names its product high mobility group B protein 6. Lineage: Eukaryota; Metazoa; Arthropoda; Copepoda; Calanoida; Temoridae. Gene Ontology annotation, biological process: regulation of transcription by RNA polymerase II. The transcript is spliced from 5 exons. The record is from RefSeq and is a predicted model, not a curated record. Bases 91 to 1101 code for a protein of 336 amino acids. Gene Ontology annotation, molecular function: DNA binding, bending.